AUGUUCAAUAAGGUUGACAAUUCAGCACUGUAAAAGCGGGACUCAAACACAACACGAUUUGGGGAAGAAGGCUAGCGCAGCAAUAUUGAGAAAGCUAGUCUCUACAAAUGGGCAACUAAAGCAAAGAUACUAUACAGUACUAAUAAAGAAUCUUCAUAGGUGACAUUUCAUCCAAUGGACACCGCUCAAUGCACCCAGCCAUGGAAGGUGCACGUUCCAGAUACAUGUCAUAAACACAGCAUAAGAUUGAAUGCAGACGACUUUGCAAGUUACAAAAGAGAAAUCAAAUGGGAGAAAGAACACCCCCCUAAAAGUGUUACCAUGGCCCCCACUUCUAGGUAUCUGGUUGACAGACAGUAUGUGAUGAGAAAGCCUCUGUUCUCUAUCGAACAGCCAUCUAUUUUAAAGAAGACCCAGCAUUGUCAUCAACUGAAGGAGAUUCAUGUCAGUGUCAGCAGCAAAAAUGAAAGUCAGCAUCCCACUAAUAAUUCAGUGACCAGGUUAGACAAAAAUCCGGUAAGCUACAAUUUCACUCCCAGUGAGUCAGCAUCUUUACAAGUGUGCAACUCUCCACUGGGUUCUCCGGACAUCACCAGUGAGUUACAACAUGAAGAAAAAAAUUUUGGACCUACUUCAACCAGAAAAAAAUCCCUUCAAUAUGACCUCUCCAGCUCCGUCUUGGAUUUCCAGGAAAAAGACUGUUCUGUGAGGCCACAGCUAACAUCCACUGUUCUAUAUCCUAGCAGUACCCCAUGCUCUUUCGCUUACUCAAAAAUAGGCCAACAAGAGGUCAAAAAACAAAACAUCUACUCUUCAGCAAGGCAGUCAAGAAGAAGAAACAUGUCGUAUUAUGAAGCAAACUAUUGGGACUGUGUCAUUCCAAAAUCUUUGCCCAAAUCCACAAAUAGGCAGACCGCAGCCUGGGAUCCAAACCAGGAAUACCAAGCUUUGCUCGACUACACUUACCCUCUAAGGCCAGGGCACGUAGACAGCGAGUGGGACAGUAUGGGAGACUCUUGCCGACAACAAGACCUGAACACACAGGAUUCUGGUAUAGAACUAGAUAACCUUUGUACUACCAGCCCAUAUUGGUUACACUCAAACGUAAGCAACACAAUAGAGACUAAAGCGUGGGACAGUAUGAAUCCGAAAAGCAAUUCCUUGGACCUGAACCCAUCUGUGCUUUUCUCAAGGACAAUGUCUAAUGAGUUGUUAUUGGACCAUGUGGACAUUAUUGACAAUGAUGUUCAAUAUGAACAACUCUCCUCCGUCUCUUUUAUCCGUACAACAAGUCUUCUUUCUCAGUCUAAAUACAUAGACGGGGACAUUGACAAGGAAUUCUGGUCACUACCUGAUCACCUGGAGGAGGUGCAACUCCUUACCAGACAGGUAAAGGAGGUGACAGCCAGGCUGAAUCAGCCUGUCACAGCUUUUUGUCAGCAUAUGGACUCUAUCCUUCCCACUAUAUCCCAUAAUGAGCAGGCUAAAGAUGCAAAUGCCAAAGAGGGCCAAAAAUACAAUGGAAACACAUGCACAACCACAAAUGAGAGGAGUGCUGUUGAACCAGAUGAUAAUGUAAAAUCCGAGGCAAUAAGGAGACGUUCCACUCCAUGGCAAGAAUCUGUUGGUGGAGGAUUGAUUGACAGCAGUCUCAAGGAGGUUGAGACCUUGGUGGAGCAGCUUGAUGGUCUCCACCUAAUUAAUAGCCAGAAGCUCAACCUUGUGGACAACCAGCAAAACGACUCUCUGACGCAACAUAUACAUAUGUUUUGUUCACUUUUGAAGCAGUACAUCUCCUGGCUCUACGAGGUUUCUGACAAGAUGGACACAUUUGCUAGACCCACUCCAGAUAACGACAACCUAAAAAGCUCACUUGCUGAGUAUCAGAGAUUUCAACAAGAGGUGAGGAGUCAACAGCAUCUGACCUCCCGUGUUCUGCAAACGGGUGAGCUGCUGCUAAGCUGCAUGGACAGCGCAUCUCCAUUAUUAGGAAACACACUGCUUUUAAUUGAGAGGCAGUCGAAAGCUAUGGAAAAGCUCACGGAUCACUUUUUGUCCUCGAUCUGAUCCAUCAAAACUCAACCCAAUCCCACCCAGCUAUCCAGUUCAGGAGGACAUGUUGGAGAACAGUGGCCCCACAGCCAUGAAGGCUUUCACUCAGCAAAUGUGGCUAUUUCCAUCCAUUUUCUUUAGUUUUCACAGAAUUGCUGCCUGUCAGGCUGUCCUUUUUUUUCUAAAUCAUUGUUGUUAUGUUCGUCUUUGCCGUAGUUUUGUGAAACGGGAUACAAAACUUGUAACAUGAGAAUAAGAAGUGGGUCAGUUUGUGAUCCAGUUGUCAAGUGUUCUUAAUAUGUGACCAAUUUCAAGUUUUUUUCAUGUGCAAAAAGUGAAUUGCUUUGAGCUUUCCAGAUGCCUCAUGAAGAAAUAUCAGAACUGCAUUAUCUGAAAGUACGGUAUUCUAUUGCAACAAGUUAUUUUCACAUGUUUUGUUGGUUUUAAUGACUGAUUUCUGAAGUUUACACAUUUUGGCACUUUAUGUUCCUUCUAAAAGAUGUGCACCAAAAUAAACAUUUACUUUGACUCAACUCUGCAGAGCUUUUGGUGCGUUCACUGAAUAGGAUCUUCAUUAACCAUACGAAAAAAGUUUCAUCACCUUUAUUAAAGUAUUACACUCGUAUUCCCAGAGUGCUUUUCAAACUGAAUCCAGUUGCCUUUAUUAUGAAAACGAUUACAUUGCAUUUAUAUGCAUUUCUGCACUUAGAUUACCACAAUACACAACAGUUUAAAACAAAUGUAAACUGUCAAAUCCACCCAAAUGUAGAAUAAAUUACUGUAUGUGGUCUUAAAUGCAUCGCAGUAAGAAUCACACACAUCUUUUCAUUUUACACAGCCUGGGAGUACAGUAUUUAUUUUCGGUUUAUGUAUUACGUGUUGAGUAGAGAAUCCUAAGAAUGCAACAAGGACUACGGAACAGACAUGAGAUCUGACACAUCAAGUGUGUGUAUAGAAAAUAAAAAUAUCCCGUCAACCUCAGUGAGAUGGCGGAAGGGCUGAGGUCCUCUCCGAGAGUGAUGCAUUUGAGUGUUCUCAGUCAAAAAUCUCAGGUCUUGUUUUCUGUUACUACUCCAACUACAACUAGAUAAUGUGCAAUACUCUCUAAAUUUCCCAACACCCCUGUUAAAAGGAACCAAGUUGAGAAAGACACACCCGCAUACAUAAAUAUGUAUAUACAUAUAUACACAUAUGUAUAUAUACAUAUUUAUACACACGUAUUGACAUAUACGUACACUCAGUACUAAUGUUGAGAUGCUGGAAUUGUGAGACGUCAGACUGUGGUAGUUGAAUAAAAUGGAACAAAAACUUUGUAUGCAGACAAACAAAACAAGAAACAGAAUUACUUUAAAAAAAAAAAAAAAAAAAAAAAAUGCCAGAACAAGAGAUAAGGGGGGUAUACAGACAAAAAAAGCCUUCAUGGAGCAGAUUAAGUUACCAAACCCAAAAUGGAAUGCUGUAAUGCUCACGCACGGACAUACUAACACACAAACACACAAUUGUCUCAUGAGUCUCAAAUUAAACAGUCUCAGUCAACUGAGACAAAAUUUGUUAGGGUUGUCUGGGUCAGAUAAAAUAAUCAUUUUUUUGGACAAUUUGUCAUCGAUACCAGGACAGGGUGGCAAGAUGAAUGCGUUACUUGUUUUUGGUAGUGUGCUACAUUAUUGUACAAAUACAGGCAACUUCAUCUUGUUCUCACAUACACAUGUGACUCAUGUCGUCCCUACCCUGUCAGAUUGCGGUAGAGUUUUGAGGAAGAUGGCAGCCAGGCAUACAGGCCUGGAGAGUAGAGGGCAAGUUUUGCUUUCAGCAGCAGCCUCCCGAUGAGGGCUUGACGGUAGUGCCAGGGGUCAGCUUCAUGUUAGGCUUGUCGCCGCCGCCAGCGGCGGCCCCAGGGCCCAUUCUCUUUUUGAUUUCUGCAGCCAUGGUCAUAAAGGCCUGCUCCACGUUGGUGGCAUUCUUGGCACUAGUUUCCAAGAAGGGGAUACCCAGAGAGUCAGCGAACUCCUAAACACAACAAGGGAAAGGUUGAAUUCAUGAAAAAAUUUCAGUGCCAUUCGCUGCACUAGACACCCAAUCCAGUCAAAAUGAACUGGAUGUCUAGCGUCAGUGGCAGCCGGUGAGCUAACGUAGACACUAUUCUAAUGGAAAAUUUUGGUAGCAACUGUUGGUUCCUUUUUUUUGUAAACAAUGACACCUUUUUAAAACAAUUUAUCUUUUCCUGGUGGGAGCUUAUCGGUAACGUUUUGGGCUACAUAGUAUCUAGAUAUAUCCCCUUUUCAAAAUAUUGUCACACACAUUGGAGUGGCCCAGGAGUCUUUGACAGACCAGUCCACUUCAUGGACGGUGUUGGAAGCAAUCCAGCCAGAAUCACAGAUAGGUCUACAGCUAAUAUUCCCCAAUCUUGGCCCUAACUUAUUCAGUACUGUGGAUUUACAGCUCCACAAAAACGAGAACUGUAACCAGAUCAAAGGCCACAUGUAGGACUUUUAAUUCAAAUUUGCAAUAUACAGUGGUACCUCGAAAUGAUCGCUUCGACACACGAUCUUUUCGACAUCCGAUGUAAAAUUUGACACGCAAUUUGUUUCUACACCUGACGACAUGCUCGAAAUACGACGAGGUGACAGCGCCGCAGACAGGCGCACGGUGGAUUUUCUUGUAAGAGAAAUCAACACAGGUUCCAAAAAGGUUAGUGCAAGUGGUGAAAGGAAAAAGGUGACGCUUUCCAGGAGGGUUCUCCCAGCAACAAAACCCCAAGGCGCAAUGAAGGUGAGGGCUGACUCUCGGCAGCCGGCCGCAGUGGGGAGCCAGCCUUAAAGCCCCAGUCUUGCUAGGGGGCCCCGUCCCCGCGAACCGCGGCGCUUUCGGGCGAUGUAUUUCAGAAUUUGUGCAAUACAACACGCCUACUGUCUGCUCCAGUUAACGACAACAACCUUUCUUACUCUGUGACGUCAGUCACGCGGUGGGUUCAGGUACAGCACGCAAAACAC
Messenger RNA from Corythoichthys intestinalis (scribbled pipefish), 5042 nucleotides. It is a transcript of the gene cep68, whose product is annotated as centrosomal protein 68. The transcript is spliced from 8 exons. NCBI's taxonomy places the organism in Eukaryota, Metazoa, Chordata, Actinopteri, Syngnathiformes, Syngnathidae. The record is from RefSeq and is a predicted model, not a curated record. Bases 175 to 2067 code for a protein of 630 amino acids.